AUGGCAAAGAAACAAAAUUCGCAGAUACCGCAUCAUGUGUGGAAAGAAAGUGUGACUGCAGCACACCUUGACGUGCUCGCGCCUGCCAAAGACGAACGAAAGGAUAAUGAAGCUCUUGGUGUCUCUCAAAAUCAAUCUCUCUCUCUCUCUCUCUCAAUCUCUCUCUCUCAAACUCUCUCUCUCUCUCUCUCUUACAAUCUCUCUCUCUUCUCGCACUCCCAUCCGUUCAUGGGAGGCGCCAUUUUCCUCGUCAUCAGACUCUCUCUCUCUCUCUCUGUGCUCUGCUGUGCUGUGCCAGCGCGUGCCAAACGACUU
This is a messenger RNA of Monosiga brevicollis MX1, 315 nucleotides long. RefSeq lists its product as uncharacterized. The annotation marks the transcript as partial. NCBI's taxonomy places the organism in Eukaryota, Choanoflagellata, Craspedida, Salpingoecidae. The record is from RefSeq and is a predicted model, not a curated record. The transcript is spliced from 2 exons.